Molecule: messenger RNA, 3301 nt
Organism: Argiope bruennichi
Lineage: Eukaryota; Metazoa; Arthropoda; Arachnida; Araneae; Araneidae
Product: atos homolog protein A-like
Exons: 12
Coding region: 387-3110 (907 amino acids)
Source: RefSeq, a predicted model, not a curated record
GAUUUUCACUGCCGCAUUUGAUGUCGAUCCUUGAUCUUCCGACGUGGUUUUUGCUUCAUUAAGCCAACCUUCCAUCCAUUUUUGUAGACGUUGCUUUUAUUUCGAUUGCAGUGUAGCAGCACCAACUGUCAUUUCACUUUGUUUCGCACACAGCCGCAAUAGCGACCCAUUCGUUCAUCAGAAAUAUUGGUUUCAUAUUAUUAAUUGGAAAGAUAUAAAUAUUCAAAACGUAUUCGUUGUUGUUUGAAAACUUUAAAAAUUUGAAUUUAAUGAAAUUUUUAAAUUUAUUCGAAACGAAAUUACUUUUUUUCUACCUGAUGUCAAAACAAGGAUUUUGGUGCGAGUGCUGUGAACUACAUGGCAGCGUAUGACUACAUUUAACAGAGAUGCAUGCUGCUGUCGAAGAAGUGGAUUUGGAUCCUUGUGAUCUGUAUACAGAUUUGGGUACGUUGAUCGUGGAAGGCAGAGUACCUGGAGUGACAGAAAAAGGUUUUGGAGAAGGCCUACACUGUUCUAGUACUCAUGGCCAAAACAGACACCAGUGUGACCCAUCAUCACCUGAAUGUCAGAAAUAUGAACAAAUUCUCAAGCACAUGUUACUAUUAUGGAAGAAUGGAAUCCCAAUGACUAUUGAGGUUUUACUAUACCCCAGCUGUUGUUCACCUUUCCCAAAUGUUGAUUCAGUACCUGACAUGCCAUAUCUUUUGCUGGAACAGUGGACUAUUCACAUGCUUCCCAGAAGAGUGCCAGAUGCCAGUAUCAGCCCUCGAGGUUUGAUUCAAGCAGUUCGUUCUUUCCUGUAUUUUUCCCAGCUGUGUGCAUGGUACAGUUUGACUGGAGGGAAAUCUCCACAAAAUGUUCACUACAGAGUUUGUGUGCCAGGUGAAGCUUUCUCCAGUAAAUUUUCAACACAACCCGAUUGCCACAUGUUCCCAGUAGCAAACAUUGGACGCAAUUCUGCUAUGAAAGUUUUGAUGAAAUGUCAUCCGAGAUGUGGAGAAAUCCCUACAGUUCCUUGCCAUAAACAUUCCAAACCAAACCUGCCACUCAAGACAUUGAAGGGAAGUUCUGAGGUAUAUGACUUGCACAACCCCUCCCCUGGAGGAUCAUAUGCAUUGGAUGGAAUUCUUCCUACUGGUAUGGCUUCCAGGACAAGCAGUCCAGCUGAUUCGAUGCUGGGAGAAAGUUUGCUCGACCCACCGAAUUCUCUAUGUAUGUACCCAAAGCGGUAUCAAUCGCCUUCCCGUUGUGGCAGCCCAAGCAUUGAAGUCCCCGAACACUUAAUGUUUGGUAAAACCAAAAUGAAACAAGAAGAAUCAACUCCACAAAGACGUAGCAGGCCUCAAAGGCGACCAGUUGUUGAACGUUUUUUAAAGAAAAAUUUGGGUAAUUCUUUGUGUAGCUCCACUGAAAGCAAAGCAAGAACUUUUGAUAAACAGAUUGCUGCAAAAGAUAAACCUCCAGAUAUUUUUUCUCUUAAGCGUGAUGCUGUUUUAAACUAUUGCACCAUUGAGGACUGUAUGAAGCAUGUACCUAAAGAUGAGUUGGAUCAGGUUUUAGAGAGGCUGCGUAGUAGGCAUUGUUGGAAAAAACGGACAACUGACGACAGACAAAGUCUGGAUGUAACUGACUUGCGGAAAGAAAAAAAUCUGCACAACAAACCUCUUGAAAGUUAUUUUGAAAAUAUGACACUUGAUUCUGAUAAAGUGGACCAAAAUAAAGACAGAAAACAAAAUCCAUUUGCUAAGGGUCAGAAUCAAAACAGUUCAAAACAGAUGUCAAAACAACCAUUGUGGUUAAGUGAAAAUAAUAGCAUCAAAAAAAUUUGUGAUAAAAAAACAAAGUUUCUAAUUCCUAGUGAGAAACUCUCCUCUUUUCCUAGCAUUGGAGAAGGAAAGUCGCACAACAAUGGUGGUAGUUCUAAUUUAGAAGAAAGUCAAUCUGAAAACUCAUUAACAUAUAGGCUAAACUUACAAAAUAAUAUCUAUUCAGAUUUUAAGGGCAGUCGAAGCAAUAUACAUUCAAAAUUAAAAACAGAUGGUGCAAUUUCAGAAAAUUCAAGAUGUUUUAAAAAACAAACAUAUCAACAUGAUUGUAAUGAUAGCCCUAAACAAUUAACUGUCCAUUCAAAAUGCAGUUCUGUGAAUAUAAAAAAAUGUGGGGCUUUUCUUUCUAAAAACGUCAAUGAAAUUGAUGGGGAAAGAGAAUUGGAUAUUGAAAAUCAAAUAUUGGAUGACAAGGAAGCUAUUCAAGAAAUUCCCUCUGCAGAAAAGAAAGCAAUAUUUCGGCGUUCUUUAGACAGUGCCACCAGUUUAGUCUUUCAUAAGAGAAGUGGUCUUCCAUUAACUUCCAGUCCAGCCCCCACAAGGAAAAAUGGGACGAGUUUUGAUUAUGACAGCACACUUACAUCUGUGUCUGCCAUUAAAAGAGCAUUAUUUGAAAAGCAACUUGAACAAGAUGUCCAAGAAGAAGAGAUAAAUAAUCAGCUGAGUACGAGUGCUCCGGCAUCUAUAUUCAGUAGCAGCUUAUUGGGAACAUUUGAGGAAUCUGUUUUGAAUGGUCGCUUGGAGCCAGUGAGCACUGUGGAAGGAUUCACUGCAGAAAUUGGAGCAAGUGGUUCAUUUUGCCCGAACCACGUCAAAUUGCCAGUGACUGUAUUUUUUUAUACUUUACAUGACAUGGACAAGGUUGCUUCACCAUAUAUGGGGCAUAUAAAUUUAAGAAGUAAAGACUAUCAUAUACCCAAGAAAGGAACUGUCCAAGUGACCCUGUUUAAUCCGCACGAAACUGUUGUUAAAAUGUUUGUUGUUCGAUACGAUCUGAGUGAUAUGCCAAUUAACUGCCAAACUUUCCUUCGCCAACGAACUCUCUACAUGCCCGCGGACGCAUCCGAGAGUGACCCGGACGCACAGAAAUGGCUGCGGUAUCUCGUACAUCUCAGGUUUAUGAGUUCCAAGUCUGGCCGUAUCUAUCUGCACACAGACAUCCGGCUGAUCAUCUUCCGCAAAAGUGAUCUGGAUGCAGCCACAGUUCAUGGUCAGAGACCUUAUGAGCUGCGAACUUUCACACAUGGUCCAAGCAAUCCGAAGUUUUCCCCGCACAAACCUUGAAUAAAGGAUAUCUUGUACAUAGAAUACUCUUCCAAAUGUGAUCAAAUACAUAUACAAAGGCCUAGUAUGUUUAAUUAUAUUAUGAAGAUCUUGAUUUAUAUUAAUACACAUAUAUUAUAUAUAAAUAUAUAUAUACUUAGAUUUAAGGUUAAUUUAUUUGGCUAUAUAUUAUCAAAGUAAAGGGUGCACUG